Messenger RNA from Coffea arabica (coffee), 1684 nucleotides. RefSeq names its product zinc-finger homeodomain protein 11-like. NCBI's taxonomy places the organism in Eukaryota, Viridiplantae, Streptophyta, Magnoliopsida, Gentianales, Rubiaceae. Gene Ontology annotation, molecular function: DNA-binding transcription factor activity; transcription cis-regulatory region binding. Gene Ontology annotation, biological process: regulation of DNA-templated transcription; regulation of developmental process. Gene Ontology annotation, cellular component: nucleus. The record is from RefSeq and is a predicted model, not a curated record.
CCUUUUGCGUCUGGAUGUGAUCUGCAACCGGUAUAAGGGCAGUAAGUAACCUCAUCUUCUAUAGUCUACUAUACUACACAGUACACAGACGAACAAUUAAGUGCAACAGCAUCCCAAACCUCAAGAGCUGGAUGGAUUUCUAUGCAGGCGAUUUAUUGCCUGCAAGUGAUCUUUUUUACCUCUCUGUGUCUGAACGUGAUCUAUAACCGCUAAACCUUGGGAUUUCCAUAAAACAAGUGGUUGAUAUUCUUGGGAAAGACUUUUUUGUCUAGUUGUAGUAGUGUUUCAUUUAUCACUAUCAAACAACCCCCCCGCCCCAACCUCAAAGCAAAUCCUCUUCUGCAUAAUCUUCAGCGUUCAACCAUCCAAAUCACCAUAAAUAUCAACCCUCCCCUCCUUUACCAUUUUCAGGAGUCUCACAAAUCGAACUAUGGUUUCUCUCGAGUUUUAACCAUAGAGCAAGACGCUGUUCUUCUACCGAUCUCAAUUCUCGGUACUUUUUGCUGCUCAAUCUACCAAAAAUGGGUUUAACCAACAUCUCAACCCCCACCACAACCCCUGAUACUGACAAUGAUACCCCACCACAUACCCACCCUAUUAGGUCCUUUCCCUUCACCAACGGCUCAUCCAAGUACCACCACCGCCAACCACCUCCUCAGACGGCGGUGGCUUACCGAGAAUGUCUCAAGAACCAUGCAGCCAACAUUGGUGGCCAUGCUCUGGACGGGUGUGGAGAGUUCAUGCCUUGUCCCACCGCCACCGCCGCCGACCCCACCUCGCUAAACUGCGCCGCCUGUGGUUGCCACCGCAACUUCCACCGUCGCGAGGUGGAGUACUCCCCUUUCAUCACCACCACCGCCGCUCCACAUUUUCUCGACUUCCGCCAACGCCGAAGGUCCUCUUCUUCCCCCUCUCCACCGCCGCAACAACCACCAACUCUCUCUUAUCCACCAACCCAGAUGCUUCUUGCCCUCAGCACCGCCGCGCACGACGAUCAGCAGGUCCCGAACCACCAUCAGGUGGCAACACCGGUAACCCCAAGGGAGACAAAGGCGGCGGCCGAGAACCUCAGCGGCCGAAAGCGGUUCAGAACGAAAUUCAGCCAAGAACAGAAGGAGAAAAUGCACUCUUUUGCUGAGAAGAUGGGGUGGAAAAUGCAGAAAUGCGAUGACAAUAUGGUCCGGAAUUUCUGCAAUGAGAUCGGGGUCGCCAGAGGAGUCCUCAAAGUUUGGAUGCAUAACAACAAAAAUACAGUUGGCCGCAGAGAUAUUAGCAGCACCAUUACCAUCACCAACCCUGCCGCCGCCGCCACCGCCAAUAUCACGGAAGAGGACAAGAGCAACAGUAAUAACAUCCGCCAACAUGGUGGAAUUGGAGGCAGCCCGGAAAAUGGCGGGUACAACAUCAACGACAGCUGCAUCAACAAUGAUGAGGAGGAGAAUAGUGAGAGUCAUUACUGUAACAACGAGAGUGGCCAUGCUAAUCUUGAUCUCGACCUUGAUCAUAACAAUACCAAUGGCAGUUCUUCUUCAUCUUGAUCGCUAUGGGAAGUAAGAAGAUGGAAGAAGCUUUUUGAGAAAAAAUAGGUCGUUUGAUUAGGGAGUAGUCUUGUUGUACUACUAAUGAUUAUUAAGGUUAAUCAAUCAACGGCACAAGUAAAUAAAGCAUCAUGUGUUUUGAGCCU